AAGUACAUUAUAUUUGUUCAUGGUGAUCUUGGAACAUUGGAAAAAAUUGAGACUAUCUUGCAGUCGCGGUGCAUCGAGGACGACGUUUUGGAGCGCAUGCACUAUCUGCUGCCGAUCCCUGGGCUUUUUCAUGUUAGAAUGGCAUGCAUUGAUGCUAUUAACAGGAUACAUGUGGUGGGACAUGACUUACGCAAUGAUCCAAACAGCCUCUAUAAAAAACUCGCCCAUCUCUUCCCCAAUGACAUCGCAAAACUCAACAAAAGUGUCCCUCCCUUCCAUAUGAUGAAUGACGGUAUAAUGUUCAUUACAAGAAGCACAAUCCUUGACGCUUGGACAGAGAACAUCGGAGGAGACCUGCAGAAUUAUGCAGAGAGUAAACCAGAUUGGGGGGACAUUGAGAGAAGGGCAAAGAUCAUUGUGUCCGAGUAUUUCGAAACAAACACAAUCUCAUCUGAUCAAAGACGUAACAGGCAGUGCGAUGAACGAUGGAUGAACCAGGUCCUAUUCAACCGCGAUUCCAUGUAUUACCGGAUUCUUGUUCAUGCAAUGAACCACGGAAUGGUUGAUAUCAUCAUCAAUGUCCUCUCAUUCUGGGUGCCGGUGUUUCAGGCCUGUGGAAAAUACAAAUACGCGAAACACUUAUCCAAGUUCUUAUUUCAACUCAACCAACUUCCUGAACCAUUAAAAGAGGCUGUGAUGAGGUGUUGGUUAUGCUGUCCAUCUGGAAAGGAGGGCACAUUUCGAGCAGUUGACUGGCUUGUGGAACUUAUGAACCUAUAUACAAAGGUGGUAUACGGCGGCUCGGGAUCUGGGAAAACAAUUAACUACGUGAUUAGUCAAUCAUCAAUAAUCAAUGCAUACCGCCAGUGCAUCGAAGACGUUGAGAGCGAUUUUCACAUACCAGAGAAAACGCUCCAUCAUGCAGCUCCUGACAUCCAAUCGAGGUUGGAUGGUUUAAGAAAGAGCCUUCGUGAACUUCGGCCACAUCGGUACGAGAGGGGGCGGAAGGCACCUUAUGAGAUAGUAGAU
Molecule: messenger RNA, 1029 nt
Organism: Cantharellus anzutake
Lineage: Eukaryota; Fungi; Basidiomycota; Agaricomycetes; Cantharellales; Hydnaceae
Exons: 2
Source: RefSeq, a predicted model, not a curated record